AUGGCAUUGAGAACCGCAUUGCGACGAAUUAACUCUAGCGCCCCUCUGCGCUACAAAGCCUGGACCAAAAUGCUAAACGACAAAGUAAAAACGUCAGAUGAUGCUUCUGCAGUCUCAGCUUUAUCAGCAGUCUGUGACUAUUAUGGCUCAAGUGUCCCAAAAGAUGAACUUCAAAGCAAAAAUAAUUUCGAAAUUAACUGGGACGAAUGGAGCCACUUGGUUACUCCUAAUAUAGUCUCAAAGCUUAGAGAAAAGGUUGAAGCUAUAAAUAAAGAAGAAUAUGACUCCUCCGUCCUCGCAAACCAAGCUGUAGAAGAGACUGAAGAGCUUAAAUCCUUAAAAAGCUAUGUUUAUUGGAAUGGAGCACUGCAUUUGAGCUUUGUAGCUGAGCAAGACAAUCUUAUUGAGAACAUUAGUCAUGCAAGACCUUUGAAUGACAUUGAUUUGUGGCAAUACAGGACCAUGUAUAAGUAUGUGGACUGCCCUACAAGAUGGGAUCAUGAUUUAGGCUGGUAUUUGUCAAAUAAUGACCAAGUUAUGGAAGACGCUGAUAUGACCAAUGUGUUCCAGUUCCAGAAGGACCUUGGAAAGGUAGCCUUGAUGAGAUAUUACUAUGACUGGGUCGGAAGACAUCAAAUCCUUUGCACAGUUGGCAAGCUUUCUCAAACUGAACGUGAAGAAUAA
Messenger RNA from Blepharisma stoltei, 684 nucleotides. NCBI's taxonomy places the organism in Eukaryota, Ciliophora, Heterotrichea, Heterotrichida, Blepharismidae. The record is from the annotation of a GenBank genome assembly.